AUCUACUUCCUCUACCCUUUUUUUCUCCCUGCAGUUAAAAAACGAUGUCUAAUCCACACAUUGAGUUUCUGACUGUAUGUCUCAUUAUCAGAGGAAUAUGAGGUCAUUGAGUUGGACCCAGAGAAUCUGAACUUGGAGAAAGCUUCUGCUGUUAAAAACCCAAAAGCUGGUGGCCUGACCGCAGGAUGAGAGGAAGUGCUGGACCUGCAGUUGGUUCUUAUUAAUCAAGCUGUUUCUGUCCUAAGCUCAUUUUCAUGCACUCACUUAUCAUUCCUGGGGUUGCUCUGGUGUGACAAUUCUCAUUACAUUUUUUUUCUAAUUUAUAAUCCAUCUCUGUCUAAUAAUUUUGGUGGCACACAGUGGCAUGUCAUAUAUCUUAAGCCUUCUAUUUGUAAUUUUCAGUAGUCAUUGAUAAGGAAGCGAACACAUCUUCCUUCCCCCACUCUCAAAUUUCUUCCUUUCUGUGACAAGCUUCUGCCACAAUAGGACAAAAAUGCUUGUAACUUUUUUUAAUCCUGUAGAAACCCCCUGCCUCUCUCCCAGGCAUAUCCCCCACCAGCCGCGGGGCACUAUCUAGUCCAGGGCCUACUGCCCACUCCUGGCUUGCAACUCCUCACCUCCAACCCUUGGCUCAGGUUGGCCCGCUGCUCAAAUGUGCUUUUCCUUUGGAGUCACCUGGCUAAGCACAAUCUUUGCAUCAGCCCCUCAAAUCCAGGAGUCACCUUUUUGUGUCUUCCUUUCCCUCACCACCACUCAGCAAAACCCUGUCAUGUGCCCACUGUGAUCCAGCUACUGCCCUCAAUCUGGGGGGACACUGAAAGCGACACACAAAAUGCUGCUCUCACAGAACCAGCUUUUGGAGAGGAGACAAUGAAAGAAGAGAAUGGAAGCCGCUCAGCCUGGGAGCAGCACGUCACAGCCCCCACGGAGGACAGCCGUUCCCCCACCGUUGCCGCGGGACCAGUCCUUCCUGACCAGCAUCACCUUCUUGAAGGUUCUUCUCUGGUUGAUCCUGCUGGGACUUUUUGUGGAACUGGAAUUUGGCCUGGCUUAUUUUGUCCUGUCCUUGUUCUACUGGAUGUAUGUCGGGACACGAGGUCCCGGGGAGAAGAAGGAGGGAGAGAAAAGCGCCUACUCUGUGUUCAACCCGGGCUGCGAAGCCAUCCAGGGCACCCUGACUGCAGAGCAGUUAGAGCGCGAGUUACAGCUUAGACCCCUGGAAGGGAGAUAGGAGCAGCUCUGCUGCACGCCUUGGCCCGCCUAGCCCUUGGCCGUGGACCCGUGGGAUUGUUCAGGUGCCCCAGACUAAGGACGGCUUGCAGGCUAGUCCUGUGACAGCGCAGUUCUACCUGUUUUCCCUGAUCUGCUGCAGUUUUAUCUUUGAACUUCUAUUUGGUUUUGGUGAAAUUCCCUGAAAGAUACUCACUGUGUAUCUGAUGCAAUUAUAAAAAUUACAUACUGGAGAGGAGACCUGUUUGUGUCCUGAUUUUGAGAGAUGGUUUAAGAGCACUAUAGAGGCACUGGGGAGCUGACUGUGAUGGUCAGGUCCAUGGGACUGUACACUAAAAGUAAAUGUUCUCUGUAAGUCUU
Molecule: messenger RNA, 1590 nt
Organism: Myotis lucifugus (little brown bat)
Lineage: Eukaryota; Metazoa; Chordata; Mammalia; Chiroptera; Vespertilionidae
Product: SAYSvFN domain-containing protein 1-like
Exons: 2
Coding region: 884-1231 (115 amino acids)
Source: RefSeq, a predicted model, not a curated record